UACACUGUUCGCUACAGCUUGGGAUCAACCAGGAGGCUCUCCAAGGGAACUGACGGUUAGACCGUGACUACCAUUUGCUUUCUUCAAGUAUUGAUAAGCCCCGACACAACCCCGCGCUCAGGGACAGCCCAGCCUGCGUCUCUUCACCUGGGGCUCGGCGGGGCCAGGUAGCGCCUCCCGCACCGGCAAACCGGCACCCAGAGCGGGCCACGUCCUGCAGCCGGGGACCGCCACCCACCGCCUCGCCGCCAUCUUGCGCAACCAGCUUGCAACCGGCACACGGCGUCCGCGUCCCCGCCUCAGCACUGCCCCGUCAGCCGGCGGGGCGGUGCCGCCCGCCUCUACUUCCGAAGCGGCGGCGGGCGGGCAGGAGAAUCUUGACAUGGGGAAAACCACCAUGAGGCUUCUCUGUACUUCACUUUCUUUUACCAUGAUUUGCUGGCUAGCUGAAGGUACCCUGUCAAAAACAGAUGCAAAGAAAGGUGCUACAAAAAACCUGGAAGAAAAGAUGCUGCAUUCUGAUAAAAAUGUGCAAGACCGGGGACUUGUAGUUGUGGAUCCAAAGGCAAAGGAUAUUAUACUGGAACACAGAAGUUAUUGUUCCAAGAAGAUGAAGGAAAGACAUUUCUCAGGAGAUGUUCUGGGAUAUAUUACUCCUUGGAACAGCCAUGGCUACGACAUUGCUAAAAUAUUUGGAAACAAAUUUACGCUAAUCUCGCCAGUCUGGCUACAAGUGAGAAGGAGAGGGAAGGAAAGGUUCCAGUUCACUGGGCUCCAUGAUGCUGAUAAAGGCUGGAUGAACGAUGUCAGAAAAACCUCCAAAAACAUCAAAAUAGUGCCUCGAAUUUUGUUUGAUGGAUGGACUUACCAGGACUUCGACAGUGUUUUUGGCAGUGAGGAUGAAAUAGAGGAACUUUCCAACAACAUGGUUCUGCUAGCGAAGAAUGAAAAUUUCGAUGGUUUUGUAAUUGAAGUUUGGAGUCAGCUGGGAAAUCAAAAGCAAACGGAGUUGAUUCACUUGCUCACUCACCUUUCUGAAGCUCUGCAUGAAGCACAACUUAAACUCGUACUGGUCAUCCCUCCUGCAGUUGCAGCAGGGACUAACCAGCCGGGAAUGUUCACAAAGAAAGAAUUUGAUCAGUUGGCCUCAGCAAUAGACAGCUUCAGUCUCAUGACAUAUGACUAUUCAACACCACAACGACCUGGUCCGAAUUCUCCUAUUCCCUGGGUACGAGCCUGUGUUCAAGUACUGGAUCCUGAUUCAAAAUGGAGGAACAAAAUACUGCUAGGGCUGAAUUUCUAUGGCAUGGACUAUUCUGCUUUGGGAGCCUCUGGGGAGCCAAUCCUUGGUAGCAGGUACAUUGAAACCUUGAAGGAGCACAAACCAAAAAUUGUCUGGGAUGAACAAAUUGCUGAACACUACUUUGAAUACAAAAAAAAUAAAGGAGGAAAACAUGCCGUCUUCUACCCAACACUGAAGUCCAUCCAGUUGCGCUUAGAUCUUGCAAAAGAAUUGGGCACUGGAAUAUCCAUCUGGGAACUGGGACAAGGCCUGGAUUAUUUUUAUGACCUGCUUUAAAAUAAGAGAUGAUCUGGGAAAGACUUUAUUUUCUUCAAUGAGACUCCACCUUCAAUUAAUUUGGGUAUCCCGGAGAGGUGAUUUUUAAAACAUUUUUUGUAAUUUGUACCAUAUCUGUAUUAAACUUGCAUUUUUUUUCCCAAUAAAGAACCUUUUCUGAUUUGCCAUACAGAUGUGA
Molecule: messenger RNA, 1757 nt
Organism: Chroicocephalus ridibundus (black-headed gull)
Lineage: Eukaryota; Metazoa; Chordata; Aves; Charadriiformes; Laridae
Gene: CHID1
Product: chitinase domain containing 1
Exons: 13
Coding region: 383-1579 (398 amino acids)
Biological process (GO): carbohydrate metabolic process
Cellular component (GO): endomembrane system
Molecular function (GO): chitin binding; oligosaccharide binding
Source: RefSeq, a predicted model, not a curated record